AUGGGCAUUUGUGGAUCCUGCCUCCGGCUGCUGCUUGAUGCCGAAUCUGACGUGAAAAUUCAUGUCAUCGAACCGACUUCCAUUGGGGUCGAGCACUCAGUGGCUGUCCAUAAUUGCUCUGUGCAACAACCUGGACGAACAGCACCAACGUUACAGGUGCCAGAAACGCAUUCUGCAAACCGAAGUGAAAUGCGAUGA
Ostertagia ostertagi is the source of this 198-nucleotide messenger RNA. The record is from the annotation of a GenBank genome assembly. Lineage: Eukaryota; Metazoa; Nematoda; Chromadorea; Rhabditida; Trichostrongylidae.